AUGAAGAAGGACGAGGACCCGGCCUACUACUCCAACGACGAGGACGAAAAGCCCAAGCCGGCCGGCAGGGAGAAGCCUGCCUACGCCAGCGCCAGCCUCACCGGCUGGAAGGACCUCAUGCUCAAGCCCUAACUCAUGAAGGCCAUCGAAAAGGCGGGCUUUGAGCACCCCUCCGAGGUCCAGCAGGAGUGCAUCCCCUACGCCGUGGAGGGGGCGGACAUCAUCUGCCAGGCCAAGAGCGGGAUGGGCAAGACGGCGGUGUUCGCGCUGUCGAUCCUGAACCAGAUGGCGGGCAAGGAGGAGGAGGACAAGCCGGCCAAGGAGUGCUCGUGCAUUGUGGUCAGCCACACCCGGGAGCUGGCCUACCAGAUCCUGAAGGACUUCAGGCGGUUCGGGCAGUUCAUCAGCAAGGUGAACUACGUGGUGGUCUACGGAGGCGUGCCCAUCGAGGAGGACAUCGCCACCUUCGAGAAGUUGAAGCCCCAGGUGGUGGUGGGGACGCCGGGCCGGCUGACGGCCCUGGCGGAGAAGAAGAAGCUGCGGCUGGAGAACGUGAAGUUCUUCGUGGUGGACGAGUGCGACAAGGUGCUGAGCAACCAGAAGAUGCGGCUGGACGUGCAGUCGGUGUUCCUGAAGACGCCGAAGCAGAAGCAGGUGAUGAUGUUCUCGGCCACCCUCAACGAGGAGAUCAAGAAAGGUGCGGGGCUGCCAGACUGCCGACUGUUCCUGAACGAGCCGAUGGAGAUCUUCAUCGACGAGAGCAAGCUGAUCCUGCACGGACUGCUGCAGUACUACGUCUACCUGGAAGAAGUGCGACGUGACCAGCGCAAGAAGUUCGACAAACUGAUCCACAUGCUGGACCACCUGACCUUCAAUCAGGUGGUGGUGUUCGUGAACAAGGUGGAACGCGCCAUCAUGCUCACCGAGCUGCUCAAGAAGCGCAGCUUCAACCCCAUCUGCAUCCACCGCAAGCUGGAGCAGGAGCAGCGCAUCAAGAACUACGACCGCUUCAAGAGCGGCGAGUCCCGGCUUCUUGUCGCAACCGACGUCUUCGGACGCGGUAUGGACAUUGAACGCGUCGACUUUGUCGUCAACUUUGGUAUCUGGCCCUGACCCGACUUCCCCUAAGACCGCGACACGUACCUGCACCGAGUGGGGCGGGCCGGACGCUUCGGCACCAAAGGCCUGGCCAUCAACUUCGUGAGGUCCAACGACGACGAGCCCGCAGCCACCGAGGAGAAGCGCAUGACCGACAAGGAGGUGCUCGAAACCAUCCAGGAGGGCUUCAAGAUCAAGAUCUCGCCCAUGCCCGCAGCCCUGCUCGAAAAAUGA
Hippocampus zosterae (dwarf seahorse) is the source of this 1332-nucleotide messenger RNA. RefSeq names its product spliceosome RNA helicase DDX39B-like. Lineage: Eukaryota; Metazoa; Chordata; Actinopteri; Syngnathiformes; Syngnathidae. The record is from RefSeq and is a predicted model, not a curated record. Gene Ontology annotation, molecular function: RNA helicase activity; ATP binding; RNA binding.